Molecule: messenger RNA, 1966 nt
Organism: Gracilinanus agilis (Agile Gracile Mouse Opossum)
Lineage: Eukaryota; Metazoa; Chordata; Mammalia; Didelphimorphia; Didelphidae
Gene: CSK
Product: C-terminal Src kinase
Exons: 10
Coding region: 245-1162 (305 amino acids)
Biological process (GO): protein phosphorylation; regulation of Fc receptor mediated stimulatory signaling pathway; adherens junction organization
Molecular function (GO): protein binding; ATP binding; protein tyrosine kinase activity
Source: RefSeq, a predicted model, not a curated record
CGCGGCCGUCCCCGAGCCGUGGUCCAGGCGCUCUCCUGCCCUCUUCCCGCUCCUUACUCCACACCCCCCCCAGCACUCCUUUGUACCCCUCCCUUUGGGACCCCCCCAGCCGCAUGGACUGUCCCGCAGCCCACUGAUGUCGCCCGCGACGAGGUGGAUCGGACCGCAGCGCCCAGACAGAGCUCUAAUGGUACCGAGUGACGGAGCCUUCUUGUGAGAGAGGGACCUCAGGACUCCAGAGAAGAUGUCGGCAAUCCAGGCCGUCUGGCCAUCCGGUACAGAAUGUAUUGCCAAGUACAACUUCCACGGCACUGCAGAGCAAGACCUGCCCUUCAGCAAAGGGGACGUUCUCACCAUAGUUGCCGUCACCAAGGACCCCAACUGGUACAAAGCCAAAAACAAGGUUGGCCGGGAGGGCAUCAUCCCAGCCAACUACGUGCAGAAGCGGGAAGGAGUGAAAGUGGGCACCAAGCUGAGCCUCAUGCCGUGGUUCCAUGGGAAGAUCACCCGCGAGCAGGCCGAGCGGCUGCUCUACCCGCCCGAGACCGGCCUGUUCCUGGUCCGAGAGAGCACCAACUACCCUGGCGACUACACGCUGUGCGUGAGCUGCGAGGGCAAGGUGGAACACUACCGGAUCAUCUACAACUCGAGCAAGCUCAGCAUCGACGAGGAGGUCUUCUUUGAGAACCUCAUGCAGCUGGUGGAGCACUAUACCACGGACGCCGACGGGCUCUGCACCCGCCUCAUCAAGCCCAAAGUCAUGGAGGGGACGGUGGCGGCCCAAGACGAGUUCUCCCGGAGCGGCUGGGCCCUCAACAUGAAGGACCUCAAGCUGCUUCAGACCAUCGGCAAGGGCGAGUUCGGAGACGUGAUGCUCGGGGACUAUCGGGGCAACAAAGUCGCCGUGAAGUGCAUUAAGAACGACGCCACCGCGCAGGCCUUCCUGGCAGAAGCCUCAGUCAUGACUUAUCCGAGAAUCCCCCUGAAGGACGUGGUCCCGAGAGUGGAGAAGGGCUACAAGAUGGACGCGCCGGAUGGCUGCCCGGCCGCCGUCUACGAGGUGAUGAGGAAUUGCUGGCACCUGGACGCGGCCCACCGGCCGUCCUUCCUGCAGCUUAGGGAACAGCUAGAACAUAUCAAAGCCCACGAGCUGCACCUGUGAACGCCGGGCGGGCGCCCCGGCCGCCUUCUUCCAUCCCCUUGACUCCCCUCGACACAGAGACUGAGGUGCUGUUGAGAACUGGACCGGCUCGGGCGGGAGCCCCCCCGGAAAGACUGCACAUCCCUCCGGCCUCCCCCGGUGCCGGGGUGCUGCUGGAGGGGCGCCGGGGGGCUCAGCCCGGGAGAGUGGGGAGCGGCAGGGGGGUCCUUCAUUCCAAAGGGACGCGUCCCGGCUUCCCCCGCUCCGCCCCCCCAGCCCCCCAGCCCCUCGCCGCCUCUUCUCUCCACCACAGGACGCCCAUCUUGGCCUGUCCCUCUCUCACAGGUCAGCCGAGCGGGGACCAAAGGGGUUCGGGGGGACCGCACUGAAAUGGGAGGAAGGGGCAGACUCCAUCCCUCGUCUCCCCGUCCUCCCAGCUCCUGCCUGCCUCUCCUUCUCAUUUUCUUCUUUCAUCCUCUUUUUUUAUGAUUUUUUUUUUUUUUUAUUAUUUUCAAGUUGAGGAGAAAAAAAAUACCCAGUUUGGGGCAUUUUACAAGAAGUACGAAUCUCAUUCUUAAUGUAUUAAGGGCAGAGGGGGAAGGGUAUGGAAAGACAAGAAGCGCCCCUCCCCGUCCCCCGUCAGAAGCAGUCCGUGCCCCCCUUUGCCCACUCCCAGCCUCGGGCCUGGUGUUUGCGCUUGACCCUGUCUCAGUGUUGCAUGCCGAUCCCAGAGGCCUUUGCGUUUCUGUCCGGUGCUUAAUCUCAUGUAUUGCUGCCCACCCUGUGAGAUGAAACUGUAAUAAACCAUUCCAUGAGGACACCCGA